AUGGCGGACGAGUCGGCGGUAGCGCCGCUUCGCAUGGUUAACUUCGUAUCGGAAGAGCAGUUGAUUCAGUUGAAGAGGACAAGAGGCGAACGUGUCGAAGACGGAACCGCCUCCAGGGACAGGCCUUUGUACGAGAUUAUGGAGAGGUUUUUUAAACCUAAACGUUUUCGUGAGAGUUCUUCCAAUGAUCCUAAUAUUAGUGAAGUUGUGGAAAUUCAAUCUCAUGUGGAAUUAAAUGUAAAUGAUAUUGUUAGUGAUCCUGGAUUACGAAAAUCAAUUGAAGAGUUUGAUAUUUCUAUUCAAGAUCAAGUCCGAAGAGAGUACUUGACUAGGGGGCCCUGCCAACCAAUUGGGCAUAUGUAUCCAAAAAGAACUUUUGAUAGUUGUCACAAUCAUGCUAGAGUACAGUUUGAAUCUUUUCAAGAUCAAAGACAUAGUGUUUCAAAUAUAUUACGAGCACAUGGGCGAGAUAUAGAGGUUUCUUAUCGCACCCGUUUAACAGCAAUGUUGGAUGUUACACGAUUUCUUUUGAAGCAGGGACUGUCUUUCCGUGGACAUGAUGAGUCAAGUAAUUCUUUAAAUAGAGGAAACUUUCUUGAAUUGCUUCAAUGGUACAGUCAACGAAAUGAGGAAGUUUCAAAGGUUGUUAAUCAAAAUGCUCCCGGAAAUAAUCAAAUGAUUUCUCCAACAAUUCAAAAAGACCUUACGCAUGCUUGUGCUUCUGAGAUCACACUUUCCAUAAUCAAAGAUAUUGGAAACAAUGUUUUCUCCUUAAUGGUUGAUGAAUCUCGAGACAUUUCAGUGAAGGAGCAAAUGGGAGUUGUUUUGAGAUAUGUGAACAAAAGAGGACAGGUGAUUGAACGAUUCCUUGCAAUUGUACAUGUAUCUGACACUAGCUCUCGUUCUUUGAAGGAUGCUAUCGAUGCUUUAUUUGUGAAACAUGGAUUAUCAUUAUCUAGACUGAGAGGUCAAGGAUAUGAUGGAGCUUCAAAUAUGCGGGGUGAAUUCAAUGGGUUGAAAUAUCUCAUUUUGCAAGAAAAUCCAUAUGCAAGGUAUAUUCAUUGUUUUUCUCAUAAAUUACAAUUAGUUAUUGUUGCUGUUGCCAAGAGUAAUCUCAAUGCGAGUGGUUUUUUUAACUAUGUCACUAUGAUUGUCAAUACAACGGGAGCAUCAUGUAAAAGGAGAGAUCAACUUAGGCAAAUUGAACAUGAUAGGAUUGUUGCAAUGUUGGAGGGUGGAGACAUUAGUACGGGCAGUGGCAAAAAUCAAGAAAUUAAUUUAGUAAGGCCAGGAGACACUCGUUGGGGAUCACACUACUUGACAUUGGGUCGUCUAUUAUCUAUGUGGCCUUCAGUGAUACAAGUGUUGGAGAAUAUUUGUGAUGAUUCUAGUUCUUUUGAUAGUAGAGGAGUUGCCAAAAGUUUGAUUCAGAAAAUGGAGAAUUAUGAGUUUGUUUUCAUGUUGCACUUGAUGAAGAUGAUAUUGGGAAUGACACAUGAGUUGUCACUUGUGUUACAACAAAAGGAUCAAAAUAUUGUCCAAGCCAUAAGUUUGAUUGAAAGUGUGAAAGGUCAAUUUCAAAUAUUUAGGGAAGAAGGAUGGCAUAUAAUUAUAGAUAAAGUCAACACAUUUUGUGAGUUUAAUGAUAUCCCAGUGUCGGAGAUGAAAGACAAUUGUUUGAUUAGUGGUCGUAGUAGACGUCGAAAGCAAGUCAUCACCAAUUUGCAUUAUUAUCGUGUGGAGAUUUUCUAUCAGGUUGUUGAUUUAGUUAUACAAGAGAUGAAUACUCGUUUUUCAGAAGUUAGCACAGAAUUGCUUAGUUGUAUAGCAUGUCUUCAUCCAAGGAAUUCUUUUUCUGAAUUCAAUGUUCAGAAACUCGUUCGACUUUGUGAUUUAUAUCCUGAGGACUUCUCAACAAAUGAUUGUAUAGUUAUUGAACAACAACUUCAGAAUUUCAUUCAUAAUAUACGACAGGAUCCAAAUUUUUCUGGAAUUGAAGAUUUAGGAAGUUUUGCUCAGAAAAUUGUUGAAACUCUAAAAAAUCAAGCUUAUCCAUUGGUUUAUCGUCUGAUUGAGAUGACAUUAGUUUUACCAGUUGCGACUGCUUCUGUUGAAAGAGUAUUUUCUGCAAUGAAGAUGAUAAAGACUGAUUUACGUAACAGAAUGGGAGACGAGUGGAUGAAUGACAGUCUAGUCGUAUACAUCGAGAAAGAUAUCUUUUCAACAAUUGAAAAUGAGCAAAUAUUGCAGCGUUUUCAAAACAUGAAAAGCCGCAGGAUGCAGUUGCCUCCUCUUUCUUAUCCAACGACCACCUAA
Zingiber officinale is the source of this 2316-nucleotide messenger RNA. Its product is annotated as zinc finger MYM-type protein 1-like. NCBI's taxonomy places the organism in Eukaryota, Viridiplantae, Streptophyta, Magnoliopsida, Zingiberales, Zingiberaceae. Gene Ontology annotation, molecular function: protein dimerization activity. The transcript has 5 exons. The record is from RefSeq and is a predicted model, not a curated record. Bases 1 to 2316 code for a protein of 771 amino acids.